CGGGGGAGGGACCGACCUCACCAGCAUGGCGGCGCCCGGGUUUCCCUGAGGAGGGUCGGUGACUGCCGCUGGAGGCCGCGGUGGGCACCAGCUUCCCAUGGCGCUGAGAACCCACAGCUGCCUGUUGCUGGCGGUCGGCAGGCUCCAGGCACGCGGAACGGGUCUUCGUUUCACAUCAACUACAGCCGGCCUCAAAACAGAGACUGACGUGGACACAAGUGAAAAUGAGGUUGUUGCCCCAGACUUUACUAAUAGGAAUCCUCGGAACUUGGAGCAGUUAGCUCUGGCCAGGAAGGAGCGGGGCUGGAAGACAACAUGGCCAAAGCGUGAGUUCUGGCAUCGAUUACGACUUGAGCGGACACAGCAUUAUGUGGAAGCCUAUGUUGAGCGCUGUAAUGGGGAUGUUGUGGUAUCUGCCUCCACACGAGAGUGGGCCAUAAAGAGACACCUGUACAGCCCCAAGGGAGUAACAGCAUGCAAAAACCUUGGCCGUGUAAUGGCACAGCGCUGUUUGGAAGCAGGAAUUAACUUUGUGAACUUCAAAGCUGUUAUCCCGUGGGAAUAUCGUUGUGACUCGAUUCAGGAAUUUGAAAAAGCUAUGGAGGAGGGUGGUGUCGUUCUGCGUGAGCCACGAAGAAUCUACCAGUAAAACGGAAACCGUUGGGGAAACUUUGGAAGGAGCACUGUCACUUCUUUAGGUGUCCUCAGCAGCACAGUGAAGAGUCAGAGCUGGGGAGAGUUGGAAUGUGGCAUCUAAGAAUAAAAUAUUUUUAAAUGGACAGAA
Pogoniulus pusillus (Red-fronted tinkerbird) is the source of this 784-nucleotide messenger RNA. It is a transcript of the gene MRPL18, whose product is annotated as mitochondrial ribosomal protein L18. NCBI's taxonomy places the organism in Eukaryota, Metazoa, Chordata, Aves, Piciformes, Lybiidae. Gene Ontology annotation, cellular component: mitochondrion; ribosome. The transcript has 4 exons. The coding region runs from base 98 to 649 and encodes 183 amino acids. The record is from RefSeq and is a predicted model, not a curated record. Gene Ontology annotation, biological process: translation. Gene Ontology annotation, molecular function: 5S rRNA binding; structural constituent of ribosome.